UGUCACUGCGCACAAAACCCCCUAAAAAAAUACUACGAACCUCUCGCCCACUCCAAUUUUUAUAUCCCAAACUCUGCACAACAAAUCAGACCCAAAUUCGGAGCAGAGCUCGAAGAGAGGCCGAAAAUGGCAGCAGCAGCGUCGCCCAUGGCUUCUCUCUACCUCAAAAACACUCACAAUUCACGUCCCCAUUUUCCCCCCAAUUUCCCCAAAUCGAAUUUCGUCCCCUCCCUCCGAUUCGCGCCCAAAUCCAAAACCCUAACCCUAACCGCCGCCCGAAUUUCGGCCUACUUGAUCGAGCCCGACGGCGGGCGGCUCGUCGAGCUUUUCGUGGAGGAUUCCGACAGGGAAUCGAAGAUCCGGCAGGCUUCGAGCCUGCCGGCGGUUAGGCUAUCGCGAAUCGACCGUCAAUGGGUUCACGUGCUCAGCGAGGGUUGGGCGAGUCCGUUGAAAGGUUUUAUGCGCGAAUCUGAGUUCCUCCAAACGCUUCAUUUCAAUUCGAUCCGGCUUGACGACGGCUCACGCGUCAACAUGUCGGUGCCGAUCGUGCUCGCCGUCGACGACGCCGACAAGGAUCGGAUCGGGUCGUCCUCCGGCGUCGCCCUCGUCGACGAGGAAGAUGAGCUCGUCGCUGUGCUAAAUGAUAUCGAGAUUUACAAGCACAACAAGGAAGAAAGGAUCGCCCGAACUUGGGGCACCACCGCCCCGGGGCUGCCGUAUGUCGAGGAAACGAUUACGGGCGCCGGAAACUGGCUUAUCGGCGGCGAUUUACAGGUCAUAAAUCCGAUCAAAUACAACGACGGAUUGGACCGUUUCCGUCUCUCCCCGGCGCAGCUCCGCGACGAGUUCAAGAGACGCAACGCGGAUGCGGUGUUCGCUUUUCAGCUCCGGAAUCCGGUGCACAACGGGCACGCCCUCUUGAUGACGGACACCCGUCGACGUCUUCUCGAGAUGGGUUUCAAGAAUCCCGUCCUCUUGCUGCACCCUUUGGGAGGUUACACGAAGGCGGAUGACGUCCCGCUUAGCUGGCGAAUGAAGCAACACGAGAAGGUUCUUGAAGACGGGGUCCUUGAUCCGGAGACAACGGUCGUCUCGAUAUUCCCGUCGCCGAUGCACUAUGCCGGCCCGACCGAGGUGCAAUGGCAUGCGAAAGCGAGAAUCAAUGCGGGCGCGAAUUUUUACAUCGUUGGACGGGAUCCCGCCGGCAUGAGCCACCCGAUCGAGAAACGAGAUUUGUAUGAUGCCGACCACGGGAAGAAGGUUUUGAGCAUGGCUCCCGGUUUGGAACGCCUCAACAUUCUCCCCUUCAAGGUGGCGGCGUACGACAAGACUCAGGGCAAGAUGGCGUUCUUCGACCCGUCGAGGCCGCAAGAUUUCGUGUUCAUAUCCGGUACCAAGAUGCGAACCCUCGCCAAGAACGGGGAAAAUCCUCCCGACGGAUUCAUGUGUCCCGGCGGGUGGGAAGUCUUGGUGGAAUACUACAGCAGCCUGGCGGCGCCGGCGGAGAAUGGCCGGGUCGCGGAUCCGAUACCGGUGUGAAAAUGGUUGUCGGGUUUGGGUGUGAAUUUGGGUUGGGAGAGACACUAAUAAUUCUCCAUAUAUAUAUAUAUAUAUGUGUAUAUAUAUGAUUUGCUGAAUAAGACAGGCAAGAACACAAAUUUCUCAGCACAUUUGUAAAAUAUGUCAGCAGGAAAAUGAUGAUGGAAGAGUCUCAUGGCAGUCUGUGUUGUAAGAUAUUUGGGAUUCUUGUAUUGUGUUCUUUAAGCACAAAGUUCUGUUUUAUUGCAUGGGAUUGUAAGUUUGAUUGA
Messenger RNA from Andrographis paniculata, 1808 nucleotides. RefSeq names its product ATP sulfurylase 1, chloroplastic-like. Gene Ontology annotation, biological process: sulfate assimilation. Gene Ontology annotation, molecular function: sulfate adenylyltransferase (ATP) activity; adenylylsulfate kinase activity. The transcript is spliced from 5 exons. The record is from RefSeq and is a predicted model, not a curated record. Lineage: Eukaryota; Viridiplantae; Streptophyta; Magnoliopsida; Lamiales; Acanthaceae. Bases 127 to 1539 code for a protein of 470 amino acids.